Molecule: messenger RNA, 1975 nt
Organism: Durusdinium trenchii
Lineage: Eukaryota; Dinophyceae; Suessiales; Symbiodiniaceae
Source: the annotation of a GenBank genome assembly
CUUCCUUCAGGGUGUAACUCCAGAGCUUUCUUUUUUCCGCAGCGAAUGCUUCAUUGACGAGCCGCGGCUAAGCCGGGCUCAUGUGGAGAGCGCUGCUUCUGUUGUCGCUGACUGUAUGCAGCGGCGAUGAGAGGCUUUUGGCUACACGGCUUGCACCCAACUUAGCACUGGGACAACCAGUGGUGCUAUCCUCCACUGCAAGGUACACCUCGGCCGAUGGAACAGAUACAGAUACUGGGGAUGGAUUCCGUGCCACUGACGGGAACUAUGGUACCUUUUUCUUCUCUGGCUUGGGGUGCGCCGAGACCAAGGCUGAACCUGACCCAUGGAUGAGGGUGGACUUAGGCCGCGAGGUCCCUGUAGCUGUGGUCCGUUUAUGGACACGCACUGACUCCGCAGACAUAGGCCUUGGUCCUAUUGACAUCCGAUUGGGGAACACCAAGUUCACAUGGCGGGAGAACUUGGCCUGCGCAGAGGGCGUUACGUUGAGCCAGCAGAUCCAGCCAAACAUGUUCAACUGCCUGGCGAGAGGCCGUUACUUGUUUCUUGUGCUCCGCGUCAGUGGGAGACAAGUCGCGCCAUUUUCAAUUUGUGAGAUGGAGGUCACCCCAAAGGGGCCGACCGGGAACAAGCAUGUGCUGCAGACAGCCGGUGGCAUGUGGAACCUACAACUAUCAGGGGUGGCCCUCGAUGCACAUGACCGCAUACGAAUUGUCCCCGACACGGUACUUUGCGGUUUGACUGGUUCCGCCACAAUGCAUUCGACAGUGCUGGCGCUCACAUCUCCCAAGGGAGCGCGCGCACAUGGCGACUACAACGACGAGACCUGGGAGAAUAUCCAAAUCAAUAGAAUGGGCAUGUACAAGGUUUGUUGGUGUGGUGGAGACGGUGGUUGUACAUUGGACGAGCACUUCUCCAUGCACGUUGCAACUUUGAUAAUCAACGGAAUGAUGCUGACCGUGGCUGGAAAUGGGCAAGUGCCCAAUCGCACAUCUGAUAUGGUUGAUGAUGAGCCCGCAAUCUCUCAAGCCCUCUCUGCACCUUACGGAAUCGCCGUGUCUGACACACGGAUCUUUUUCAGCGAGAGAGAAACACACAUGAUCAGAUACAUGAAUAUUGAGGAAGGCAAGAUCUACACACUGGCAGGGAAAUUCUUUGCGGGCAUGCGAGGUGAUUAUCAGCCGGCCUACAAUGCAGAGCUGUGGUCACCCAGUGGCCUUGCCUUGGACAAAGAUCAGAGAUUCCUAUAUAUUGCAGAUGCUGGCAGCCACCGUGUGCGAAGGAUUGACCUGGCGCAAACCCCUUUGAACGCAGGUAUUAUCGAAACGGUUGCAGGCAAUGGCUUUAAAGGCCGUGCUGAGGAGGGACAACUUGCUACGCAGGCAGAGCUUGACACCCCCACUGGAGUGGCAGUCGACCUGAAUCAAAUGCUGUGGAUAUGUGACAGCGGAAACAACGUGUUGCGUGUGGUGUCCAUGGAGAUCCCAGUCCGCAUUCCAAGCACCAAUGAGUUCCGAAGGAAUAUCAUCCUUACGGCUGCAGGUGGCGCGACUGGCUCAACCACCAAGGGUGAUGGUGGUGUGGCCUGGUUGGCGCGAAUGCAGGCUCCGUCAGGUGUCGCAGUGUCCUCGGCAUUUAUCAGCAACGAGGACGGCACACUGCCAGUGAAUGUCUACAUCUCCGAAGCAGGUGGCCAGCAGGUGAGGACCAUGUCUUUAGAGUACCAGAGCUACCUCGGCGUCAUCAACACGCUUGUUGGGCGUGGACAACGGGGGAACUACACCAAGGAGGCAUCCCCAUUAGAAGCACAAAUGGCAGAGAUGAAUGAACCCUCCGGGGUAGCAACUGACGAAGGACUGGUCUACAUCAGUGACUCCGCCAACCACCGUUUGCUAAUGGUGCCAGCCUUGGAGUAUGUCUCAGUUGGCUGCUGGCGAGAAAACAUUGAGUCCCCUUGGAUUCCCAGCAUUGAAGG